Raphanus sativus (radish) is the source of this 1444-nucleotide messenger RNA. Its product is annotated as heavy metal-associated isoprenylated plant protein 7. The record is from RefSeq and is a predicted model, not a curated record. Gene Ontology annotation, molecular function: metal ion binding. The transcript has 5 exons. NCBI's taxonomy places the organism in Eukaryota, Viridiplantae, Streptophyta, Magnoliopsida, Brassicales, Brassicaceae. The coding region runs from base 153 to 1280 and encodes 375 amino acids.
CUUGAGGCCACAGUUCUACCUUCGUACCAAAACCCAAGUGGUUCAUUAGAGAGAGAGAGAGAGUGCGUGAGAGAGAUUUAUAAGCCUCCCUUUGGGCAUAACAAUUUUUGUGAACAUAGAAACACUCACAACUUAACAAAAAACAAAAAAAAAUGGGAGAGGAGGGGAAGAAACCAGAAGCAGCAGAGGAGAAGAAAAUGGAGGAGAAGAAACCAGAAGAGGAGAAAAAAGAAGGGGAAGAAAAGAAAGUGGAGGCUGAUGAGAAAAAAGAAGAAGAAUCUGAGAAGAAAACUCAAGAAGCAGAACCUACUAAAGAUUCCAAAGAUGAGUCUCCACCCGCGGCUCCUGAGGCUCCAGCACCACCUCCUCCGCCACAAGAGAUUGUCCUUAAGGUUUACAUGCACUGUGAAGGCUGUGCUAGAAAAGUCCGCCGUUGCCUCAAAGGCUUUGAAGGAGUGGAAGAUGUGAUGACUGAUUGUAAAUCGGGGAAAGUGGUGGUGAAGGGAGAGAAAGCUGAUCCAUUGAAAGUGUUAGCCAGAGUUCAAAGGAAGACCCACCGUCAAGUUGUGCUUCUUUCUCCGAUUCCCCCACCGUCUCAGCCACCGGAAAAGAAAGCAGAAGAGGAGAAACCAAAAGCGGAAGAGAAGAAAGUGGAGCCUCCCGUAGUGGUUACGGUGGUCCUCAAGGUUCAUAUGCACUGCGAAGCUUGUGCGACGGAGAUCAAGAAACGAAUCAUGAGAAUGAAAGGAGUGGGAUCUGCUGAAUCGGAUUUAAAGGGUUCUGAAGUGACGGUGAAAGGAGUGUUUGAACCGCAAAAGCUAGUAGACUACGUUUAUAAACGGACUGGAAAACAUGCUGCGAUUAUGAAAGUUGACCCACCGCCUCCCCCGCCACCUGAGGAAGCGGCUCCAGCGGCGGAAGGAGAGAAGAAAGAAGAAGCAAAAAAGGAAGAAAAGGACGGAGGAGAAUCCAAAGGCGAGGAAGGGAAAGAGGAAAAAGCAAAGACGGACGAAGAGAAGAAAGAAGGGGAUGCCGGCAAGGGGGAAGGCGAAGCAGCUGCAAAAGACGGUGGUGGUGAAAGCGGUGGUGGUGGCGGCGGUGGGGAGGAAGAGGCAAAAGUUGUGGAGGUGAGGAAGAUAGAGAAUCCCUAUUACUACUAUCUUUACCAACCGCCCCGUGUGGCUGUUCCGCCUAUGGAAAUGCCGUCGUAUGCUUAUCCGCAUGCAUAUCCGCCGCAACUAUUCAGCGACGAGAAUCCAAACGCAUGUUCCAUAAUGUAACGAAGAAAACCGCAGACGCUAAAUGGUUUAUAUGGAGAAUAUUUGAACAUUUUUGAUUCAGUGGAUACAUGCUGUCUCUUUGCAAGUAGUUUUCUUUUUUACUGUGGUUGUGCAGCUCUUUUUAACGGGCUAUAUAUAAUCAAUAAAAUAUAUAGAUUACAAUA